AUUGAAGCUGGAGCUGAAGUGAAGUUGUCUUAGAGCGCUCACAACGACAGAACUGAAACUCAAACCAGAAAUUUAUAAAAGAACAAAAAUAACACUAUCAACAUCUCAAAAACCGACGGGAGGAAACGCCAGAAUGAAGCCCCUGCAUGUCUGGACCUUUGCUGUCCUCAUGUUGAUCUCAGACACUCAAGGACAAGACCCGGGCUCUAAUCACAGCGUGACCCCUACACCUCCAGAGAGAGACGAGCCACAGUCCCUCAGCUCAACUCCUCAACACGACCAAAACAUCACGAGAGACUUUCACCAGAACCAAACUGACCACAGCUACAGACCUGAGUUUGAAAAUGGGAUGUCGGAGAAUGAAACAGUGAAUAAUUCCACCGUGGAGCCGACCAACAGCACAACUGGAACCAACGGAUCAUCUGAGAUGGUUCUGACUCCUGGAGUCGGUGACACAGAGACAGAGACAGAGGAGGAGAAGGAGGAUGAAUAUGACGGAAACACCCUACCCACCACUGAAACGACUGAUGUCAGACAAACAUCAUUGUUGCCAGUGACAAACGGCGGCUCCUCAUGGGGUUACAUCAUCCUGGUUCUGAUCGUGUUGUUGGUUCUGGUUCUUUGCAUCAUUCUCUUCCAAAUGAGGCGAGCGAGUCGGACCUACACUUUUGACCUGCAGCGUCCUUGUCCCAGCCGACCCAACGAACCAAUCGGAUCAUUUGAACCCGUCUAUCUGGACGACCUGGAUUAUCAAGUUCACGCUGCUGGAUUUUCAGUGGCUGUUGAAGCAAACGGCGCCGUUCUGCCGACUGAAGACAAGGAUCUUAACGGGGAAGCUUCACAAUCGAAUGGACUGCAGACUCCAGCUGCCCCCGAGUCUAAUCCCAGCACCGAGACUGAACCGAGCCAAGUCCAACCGAACCAGGACCAACCGGACCAGGACCAACCGGACCAGGACCAACCGGACCAGGACCAACCGGACCAAGAUUUGAGCUCCAGUCCGGUCCUGUUCAUUAAUGAGCCAGAGGACAUGAACGCUAACAACAAUAACCCAUUGCGUUCAAGUGCCUUUGUGGAGGUAAAUCUGGACGAGCCGCGGUCGACUGUGCAGCCCUUCAGUUUCUCAUCAUCGGAGCUUCAACACUUCUACUGAGACUGGAAUAUAAUCCUUUUAUAUUUAUUCUUUCAUGCAACUGUCAGUCGUUUCAAUUGGAAAACAUUAUGUACAAAAACGUUUGGCUAACGCUAGCUAGCUUGAGACUGUAAUGUUAUUUGACAGGGACUUAACUCAGCUCAAGGAGGAGGCUCGACUAAACCAGGCUCAACUAAACCAGGACCAACUAAACCAGGCUCGACUAAACCAGGCUCAACUAAACCAGGCUCGACUAAACCAGACUCAAUUAAACCAGGACCAACUAAACCAGGCUCGACUAAACCAGGCUCAAAUAAACCAGGCUCAACUAAACCAGGCUCGACUAAACCAGACUCAACUAAACCAGGCUCAAUUAAACCAGGACCAACUAAACCAGGCUCAACUAAACCAGGCUCAACUAAACCAGACUCAAUUAAACCAGGCUCAAGCAAACCAGGACCAACUAAACCAGGAUAAACUAAACCAGGCUCAACUAAACCAGGCUCAACUAAACCAGGCUCAACUAAACCAGGACCAACUAAACCAGGAUAAACUAAACCAGGCUCAACUAAACCAGGCUCAACUAAACCAGGCUCAGCUAAACCAGGCUCAACUAAACCAGGCUCAAGUAAACCAGGCUCAACUAAACCAGGACCAACUAAACCAGGCUCAACUAAACCAGGACCAACUAAACCAGGCUGAACUAAACCAGGCUCAACUAAACCAGGCUGAACUAAACCAGGCUCAACUAAACCAGGCUCAACUAAACCAGGACCAACUAAACCAGGCUGAACUAAACCAGGCUCAACUAAACCAGGCUCAACUAAACCAGGCUCAACUAAACCAGGCUCAACUAAACCAGGCUCAAUUAAACCAGGACUUCAGCUCCACUUUUAUCCUGUUCAUUGAUGAAACACAUGAGGUGAUAAAUUACAAAUCUGUAAAAUUGGUCCUGUUCUCAUUUUAAAUCUUUUGUCAUCAUUUUGAACUCAAAAGUCAUAUAAAUUGUACAUAACUGUGAUAUUUGUAUUUUAGAGGCUGCACUAGACAGUCCCAGUGUGUUUGUGUAAUACAGACAAUCACCAGCCAACUGUGCUGUUGUAGUUUAACCACAUGAGGGCGCUGAUCUCCAGUUUGUUUCUAUUUCAUGUAUUUUGUGCUGUGGCCCU
Periophthalmus magnuspinnatus is the source of this 2301-nucleotide messenger RNA. RefSeq lists its product as uncharacterized. Bases 134 to 1153 code for a protein of 339 amino acids. The record is from RefSeq and is a predicted model, not a curated record. NCBI's taxonomy places the organism in Eukaryota, Metazoa, Chordata, Actinopteri, Gobiiformes, Gobiidae. The transcript has 11 exons.